Molecule: messenger RNA, 2082 nt
Organism: Ixodes scapularis (black-legged tick)
Lineage: Eukaryota; Metazoa; Arthropoda; Arachnida; Ixodida; Ixodidae
Product: serine/threonine-protein kinase D3-like
Exons: 6
Coding region: 165-776 (203 amino acids)
Biological process (GO): protein phosphorylation
Molecular function (GO): protein serine/threonine kinase activity; ATP binding
Source: RefSeq, a predicted model, not a curated record
CUCCGGAGUUGUCGGAGUUCCCGAGUUGUGUCAAAAUGGCGCCGUCUCGCUAGUAUCGGUGUGUUGGCAGAAAUGCUUGUCGAUACUUCGUCCCUGUUCGACAAGAGGCACCUGAAAAAAUCGAAAAGCCCACGAAGAAGAUCCGUGGAAUAGAAUUGGUGAGAAUGGAUCAACAUCUAGCCACAAUGAAAAGUAACAGCGACAGAGUGAUUAUACCUUGCGAGUUCUGUCAGAAACCCGUGAAGAGCUACAACCUUGAAAACCACUUGACAAUCUGCGAAAAGGCUGACGUAAUCCGCCGCCGACGCCCAUCAGCGACUAUUGAACGGCAGCCCGAGGUUGCUCCAAAUGCGGAAGUCACCUUUCGGCUGCAGUCAGGCCCAUUGUGGGAUACCGUGAAGAUGUACGCUCGUGACAUAAACUUGGUGUCGCUCCACAGGAGGGCCUUCAACUUCCUCUGCACCAGGUCUCCGGAGCACGGUCUGAAUCGACUGAAUGAACGCCUGCUCUUGUUUCUGCACAACUACGAAAGCGGCAACGUCCUUCUACCUCUCACGGCGGCUUUCAAGAUAACGGAGGGCGCUGUGUUGGAGGUCGUCGUCUUAGCAAACCACACAGGCGGCGACGUGCAAACACUACCACACUCGCUAACGGUCCACAACUACAAGUUUCCUACGUUCUGCAACCUUUGUGGGUUUAUGCUUUUCGGGCUGUAUCGACAGGGACUAAAGUGCAGAUAUGAGCGUAACGAAACCCACAAGGCAGACCGGUCUUAAAACAAACCCAGGCACCUUCUUUUGGAAGCGGGCUCUCCAACGUCAUCAUUAGUCUCAUUUUCAUCUUGGGUCGUGUUGCUUCAGCGAUAUGGGCAGGUGGCUCUCUGAUGUUGGCGUAUGCUUCAAGGUGCUCGUCUUCAGGCAACAUGUGCAGUUGGCGGAACUGAGGCCAGAGAAAUGUGGCGGUCUUGCGGAGGAGGAAAAUUUUCAGCUUCGUGGCCAGGAAAUGAUGAGCACGGGCCUUCAUCUUCUCGAUUUCAACUUCGUCUACGGAAGACACCGGCGCAUGUUCAAGAUGUUUCUUCAACGCGGAAGCGUAACGCACGACUAAAGGAAGUGUUGGACUUUCUCCUCGAGCCCGUCGCUAGCAUCUUUGAAGGGUGGCAGGAACUCGAUUAACUUGUUGACUGUUGCCUUGUUCACGCUUUUCAUCACUGGAUUGUUUCCAGAUUCCAGACGACCCCUUCGAACUGGAAGCAGACAAACUUUAGCAUGGAUACCUUUGGAUUCCACCUGGUGGGGACUUUCUGACUGACAGUUUGCUUUAGCUGACUGGCUAGGCCACUUUGCUUUAAAGAAGUUUAAACGGCUUAGGUCGCCUGGACCGUUUCACUAACCAAACGAACCUCUUUGGCGACAAAGUCCGCGGCAAAUGUGUUCCGCAGAACAGUGUUCAGCACUUGUGUACUGCAAUAUAUUAUCUCAUAAGCCUGCAGUGCGCUCACAAAAUGUGCACUUUGAUGGGUUUCGAACGUUGUAUUUUUCAAAGCGGCCUCAUUCUCUCCCAGCUUCAUGAACCUCCGUAAUAGUUCCAAAAAGAAUAUUUUACUGAUCUAUAUAUACAAUGAGUUAUAUAUACAAGGAGUUAUAUAUACUAGCUACACUGAUGCAGUUUGUACAGGUCAGUUAUACGGCCAGGGGGACAUAGUAUAAGAGGGCUAUUAGUAGUAAACAAUCGGCUAAUAAGUAAAAUUUGUGAAUAAACUCUUUGGUUAGGGAAAAUAGAGUAAAGCCGGUCUCACACUGCUUAUACAUCAUACAAACGACAGUCUGCAAACAGAUUCGAACACAAGUCAGCGCAAGAUCCGUGCUUUGAAUGACGCAUGGCAAGGAGUUCAAAGAGAAACUUCGCACGCGGCGUUUGAACCACUGAUAUCGCAGUGACUGAUGUUUGCAGGCUGUAUUUUGUAUGAUGCAUAAGCAGUGUGUGAACCCGGCUAUUGGCGACGCGAGCGAUCGAAAGCGUCGCUGUGGUUGGCCCGCCACAAUUGGCCGAAUGCUGACUAUGACGUCAGCAAAGGAUGUC